This is a messenger RNA of Pungitius pungitius (ninespine stickleback), 1897 nucleotides long. Its product is annotated as hepatitis A virus cellular receptor 1 homolog. NCBI's taxonomy places the organism in Eukaryota, Metazoa, Chordata, Actinopteri, Perciformes, Gasterosteidae. The coding region runs from base 458 to 1081 and encodes 207 amino acids. Gene Ontology annotation, biological process: cytoskeletal rearrangement involved in phagocytosis, engulfment; apoptotic cell clearance. The transcript is spliced from 5 exons. Gene Ontology annotation, molecular function: phosphatidylserine binding. The record is from RefSeq and is a predicted model, not a curated record.
GCAGCGUCUUAAAUAAAGUGAUGUAUGUCUUAAUGAGAGGCUUUAGAAAUGAACACAAAGGGAUUCUGUGUUUCAUCAUAAAGUCUGAAACUGUUUUGAUAACCGACCGAAGCCGGUGGACAGAAAGCAGAGAUUUGUAAUUUGCAAAUCUUUGAGAAACUGUGUGAAAUAUCCUCUUCACAAAAGGUCUCCCCCAAUAAACAUAUGUGGGAUUGCAGGUUUUGCGUUUCAAUUUAACUUUUUUAUUUAACAAUAAUCUCAGAUGAGGUCUGUAACUGCAGAUUCAGUCCAAGUUUAUUCCACAUUAGAAUGACUCAUAUUAAGAUGUAGGCAUGACGAAUGUGUUGUAUUGAUUUCCUUCUUGACUUUCCAAAAAGGGAAGUCGAAACAUGCUCUGUGGGGGUAGAAGUUCCUCUUCUCCACACUUCAGGACAUUGUUAUACAACAGCCUACACAAAUGCGUGGUUUGUGUUAUUUUUACCUCUCAAUCCUGACCCAAGUGUCUUCCAGCACCCGCACUGUCACUGGCUUCUUCGGGCACAAUGUCACUUUGCCCUGUAGCUACGACACCUCGGGUCACGGCGUCCUGAGUUUCUGUUGGGGACGAGGGGUGCUGCCCACGUUCAAAUGCUCCGACACCAUCGUCUCCUCGCGGGACGGGGCCGAGCCUUCCAGCGAGUCCCCCAGGUACCAGCUGCUGGGCAGGGCCGCGGACGGAGACGUGUCGCUGACCGUCCUGGACGCCCAGCAGAGCGACGCGGGCCUGUACAGCUGCAGGGUGGAGGUCCCAGGGUGGUUCAAUGACCAGAAGGUCAAAAUACAUCUCGUCAUGGAGGAAGAAAUAUUGCCAACAUCCGUGGCUGAAAAUGAGGAAGUUGUUGGCGACACAUCCUUGGACAAAAUUGCAGAGGAAAAAUUGAAACCCUUCCUUGGAAUGGGAAACAUUUCCAGGGCGACAGCUGUUUUCCUCUUUGCCAUAAUCAUAAUGCUGCUCCUGGUUUUCAGGAGAAGAUUCCUGCCGAAGAGGGCACUUGAACGUCCCCAAACCUCACCUGCUGAAAACGUUUACGAAGCAUUAUGACGGGUCUCAACAUUAACAGGAUGAGCGAGUCCAAAAGGCCUGUUACGCCUUGUCAUUGCUGACUUGAUCUUUGGAGGGAAAGCUUUUGAGAAUAAUGGGUCCCAGUGCUCUCAGAUAGCUCUAAAAAAACAAAACACAUGUGUGUUAUGUGUCUGACAAAAUGCAGAAAAUAUCUUCCAGAUUAAUUGAUUUGGUUUUAAUGGAAAAAUGGACCUCCCAUUCCUUAAAGGCCACUAUAUGGUUUAUACUUGUGCACACAAUGCCACCUAUUGGUCUUCAUGUAUCAUCAUCAUCACAAAAUUUGAGAAGAUUUCACCAUGAAUAAUCUGUACGCUCCAUAAGAGCUUUAAUCUCUCUUACUGCUCAAUAUAUUUCUAAUAUUGAAAUGAACUAUGUAUGGAAAAACGCACUAGUACAAAGAACCUAUAAAUCUUCUGUUAACUGGUCCACAGAGGUUACAUUUUACAUUACAUCGACCACAUUUAUUUACAUUGAUACAUUGACUCAAUGCCAAAGUAAAUCUUUGGAUUAAAACUCUCCCAAUGAGGUGAGAAAUAUUUUGAUUUUACCGUUAGAUCUCCUCUAUGAUGAUUUCUUUUAUUCAAGGACUGAUGGAAACGCUAAUCUUGUUUCUGUGUUGGUGUGCAGCUCUUCUAUGAAUUUGUUUAGCGAAGAAAAUAAAUUUAAUUUGGACUGAAUACUUCACGGCUGGUUUGAGAAGAUCAAUGUUUAUUUGCAUGUUUAAAAAAAAAAAUCUUCCUGUGACUUAAUACCUUUUUUUGACUUUAAUUUGCAAUAAUACAGUUAUUGUGACCG